This is a messenger RNA of Arctia plantaginis, 2649 nucleotides long. The record is from the annotation of a GenBank genome assembly. NCBI's taxonomy places the organism in Eukaryota, Metazoa, Arthropoda, Insecta, Lepidoptera, Erebidae.
AUGCCAACUUGUGAUGUGUGCCAACAGCCCGCAAACCAAAUCUGUGGUGGCUGCAAGCUUGUUUACUAUUGCUCCAGGCCUCACCAGAAACUAGGAUGGCGCGAAGGACACAAAUUUAAAUGCUGUGCCUUCAAAAUCGAAUACUCAGAUACCUUAGGGCGUCAUAUGAUAGCAACAAGAGAUAUUAAACAAGGCGAAAUGAUUCUAAAAGAAAAACCAGCGGUUAUAGGUCCAAGGAUUGCGUGCACGACUGUCUGUUUAUCGUGUGGGAAAUACUUGGAUCCGAAUCAAUUUCAAGAUAAUUUUGAUUAUUAUAAAUGUUCUAAGUGCAACUGGCCAAUGUGCGGACCAGAAUGUGAAAAUGCCGAGGUUCAUAAGCCAGAGUGUAAGGCCAUGACUGAAAGAAAGUAUAAAUGUGAUAUAAAAUAUAUAGGUUCCAAUAAAGUGCAAGCUGCUUACUGCGUGAUAUCGCCUAUGAGGGUUUUAUUAAUGCGCUAUUCAAACCCUCUUCAAUUUGAAAGCAUUAUGAAUCUCGAAUCUCAUUUAGAAGAUAGAGUAAAUACUUCCCUGUACACGGUUUUGAAAGCAAAUUUAGUGACUUUUAUAGUGCACGUUCUCGGAUUACCAUUCGACGAAGAAACUAUAUUGAAGGUUGCAUCUAUAUUUGACACAAACUCAUUUGAUGUGCGUUCACCAGAUGGAACAAAAAGAUUACGAGCUAUAUAUUUAACAGCUUCUAUGGUCGACCAUAGUUGCAAACCCAACACGAAGCAUGUUUUUUUGGGUGAUCAUUUUCAUUUAGCUCUGAUAGCAACAGUGCCCAUAACUAAAGGGGAUUUAAUUACGGCAACAUAUUGUCAAUCGCUUUGGGGAACAUUGGACAGGCGAAAGUAUUUGAUGACGAAUAAAUUUUUUGCAUGUGAAUGCGAUAGAUGCAAAGAUCCAACAGAAUUUGGCACAAAUCUCGGCAAUAUCUAUUGUUCCGUAUGUAACAAUCCAUUCAGUCAAACAAGUCAAUGGCGUGGUGCAAUGCUGCAUUCAACAAAUCCGAUGGAUGAAAAUGCACCUUGGAAAUGUGAGAAAUGUGAACAUACUAUAUUAGCCAAGCAAAUGUUUUGGGGUAAUAAUGCUUUAAAACAAGAUCUUUAUAAGCUUAACAAGACUGAUCCAAAGAAUUAUGAAGAUUUUAUUGAAAAGUAUAGUCAAACGUUACAUCCUAGCAACCAUUUGGUUGUACAGGCAAAAUUGGCAUUGGUACAAAUAUAUGGAAACCAGAAAGGAUAUGGUUUGACAGAACUACCUGAGAAUCUUCUUAAGAGAAAAAUUGACCUUUGCCAUGAAUUACUAGAGAUUGCUGAUAAAUUAGAACCAGGAAUGUCAAAAUUUAGAGGGGAGAUACUGCUGGAUCUCCAAGCUGCAAUGACGAUACAAACAAAGAGAGAGUUUGAAACAGGAAAAAUAACAAAGGCUGGGGCACAGGUACAAAAUAAAGAAUCCCUCAGUGCCCGGCAAAAGAGGGUAAUAAUCCCCGGGCGGGGCAUACGAUUAAACGACGACCAUGGCGAGUUAAAGGUUACGACUUGGAAUGUGAAAACUCUUUACAAAGAUGGAAAGCUGGAAAACGCAGUAAGGGAAAUGAGGAGGUACCGCUGGGACAUUCUUGGAGUGAGCGAAGUGAGAUGUAUCGAGUGCUGGGAUAUUCCAUCUUACGACAGCACACAUUUUUAUUAUUCCGGCGGACAGAAGCAUAGGUUUGGGUUUGGGUUCAUAGUGACGAGGGAAGUGAGAGAGUGCGUGACAGGAUAUGUUCCACGGUCCGAUAGAGUAAUGUUGCUACAGCUAAACACCAAGCCUAUAAAAACCAACCUUAUCCAGGUAUACGCACCUACUUCUGAAAGCACUGAAGCUGAGUGUGAAAACUUCUACAAAGACUUGGAUGCGGUACUGAAAUUGGUAAAAAAGCAUGAGCUUAUAAUGGUUAUGGGGGACUUUAAUGCCAAAGUUGGGGAUACUCCGGAACACAACAUUGUUGCCCCGCAUGGACUCGGAACCAGGAAUGAUAGGGGCGACCGACUCAUAGAGUUCUGUACGGAGUACUCUCUGACUAUUAUGAACACUUGGUUUGACCUACCGAAAAGGCGGCUUUAUACGUGGCAGUCUCCAGCCCACACAUGUGACAAGAUUGUAAGGAACCAAAUUGAUUAUAUCUGUGCCAACUACAGAUACCGCAACGCAGUAACUAGUGUUAAAACGUACCCGGGUGCAGACAUAGAGUCAGACCACAAUCCUGUAGCAAGUAAGAUAAGGCUGAAACCUAAACGCGUACAAAAAGCAAAGCCUAACAAAGUUUUGAAUGUCCAGAGAUUCAAAGACGAGGAAGUUGUACAACACUUUUUGGAAAAAACUGACGAAAUUAUUAAGAUGGAUAUAACAUUAAGUGAGGAAUCGCAUUGGGGAAAUAUUAAAACAGCUCUUACAAAAGCGGCAACGGAAGUACUUGGGUACAGGGUUGAGUUAAUGGAAAGUUUGGUGCUGUUACAAGAAGCAACAAAUAUACUGAGAGUGGAGCCACACAUUAAUGAUAUCUUAGAAGGAAAAAUACAGGAAUUGACCAGCCUUCUAGACGCAACGGAACCCGAAAAUAAAUAG